Messenger RNA from Anoplopoma fimbria (sablefish), 3688 nucleotides. RefSeq names its product importin 8 (gene ipo8). The record is from RefSeq and is a predicted model, not a curated record. Bases 306 to 3356 code for a protein of 1016 amino acids. Gene Ontology annotation, biological process: protein import into nucleus. Gene Ontology annotation, cellular component: cytosol; nuclear envelope. Gene Ontology annotation, molecular function: small GTPase binding. The transcript has 25 exons. Lineage: Eukaryota; Metazoa; Chordata; Actinopteri; Perciformes; Anoplopomatidae.
UGCUUUACGGGCACCGACAGCUCGGUGUCGGUGAAAACGAGGCAGGGCCGCCGUUCUCCGUCAAGCUAGCCUGGGUUAAGAUAAAACCAGUCUGCCUUCAGAAUAAAGGCUCUGUCUUUUGUUGUGAAGUGUCCGCUAACACGCCGUUUGUUUUGAAUGCUGUGACCGGGACUGGUUCAUGUAACUCGGAGGUUUGACUGUGUUUGGGCCACAGCUACAGACCCGUGACGCUGAACUCAAUGUGAGGAACCGACGGUACAUGUGUGUGACAUUACAACGCAGGAGGACCGUGGACCUGAUCACACAUGGAUCCCAACCGGAUCAUCCAGGCUCUGAAAGGGACCAUCGACCCCAACCUGAGGGUAGCGGGGGAGAACGAGCUCAACCAGUCUUACAAGAUCAUCAAUUUUGCCCCAACCCUGCUUCAGAUCAUAAUGUCAGAGCAGGUGGAGUUUCCUGUUCGCCAGGCAGCGGCCAUCUACUUGAAGAACAUGGUGAGUCAGUACUGGCAGGACAGAGAGCCGUCUCAAGGCGAGGUCGUCUUUCCCUUCAACAUCCACGAGAACGACCGGCAGCAGAUCAGAGACCACAUAGUGGAGGGCAUCAUCCACUCUCCAGAGUCCAUACGUGCCCAGCUGACCAUGUGUCUGCGAGCCAUCAUUAAGCACGACUUCCCCGGCCGCUGGACUGCCAUAGUGGACAAAAUCGGCAUGUACCUGCAGUCUCAGAACGGCGGCAGCUGGUACGGCAGCUUGCUGGCUCUCUACCAGCUAGUCAAAACAUACGAGUACCGGAAGGCAGAUGAGAGGGAGCCAUUGCUGGCAGCCAUGCAGAUCUUCCUGCCAAGGAUUCAGCAGCUCAUCAGCCAGCUGCUGGCUGACGCUACCAUCUUCUCUGUCCUCAUCCAGAAACAGAUCCUCAAGAUCUUCCACGCUCUCGUACAGUACUCACUGCCUCUCCAGCUGAUCAACAACACAGUGAUGACUCAGUGGAUGGAAAUCCUCCGAGCCAUAAUGGACCGAGACGUCCCAGCUGAAACAUUGGAGGUUGAUGAAGACGACCGUCCUGAGCUGGCAUGGUGGAAGUGUAAGAAGUGGGCGUUACGCAUCAUCACAAGACUGUUUGAAAGGUAUGGAAGCCCUGGCAAUGUUACAAAGGAGUACUACGAGUUUGCAGACUUUUUCCUGAGGACAUAUGCAAUGGGCAUACAGCAGGUCCUGCUGAAGGUAGUGGACCAGCACCGACAGAAGCAGUAUGUUACUCCUCGAGUCCUGCAGCAGUGCCUCAACUACCUAAAUCAGGGCCUGUCACACUCACUGACCUGGAAACAGAUGAAGCCCCAUAUGCAGACCAUAUGCCAGGAGGUCAUCUUCCCUCUCAUGUGUUACAAAGAUGAAGAUGAGAAGCUAUGGCAGGAAGACCCUUAUGAGUACAUCCGCAUGAAGUUCAACCUCUAUGAUGACCAAGCCCUUCCAGCCACUGCUGCCCAGAGCGUCCUCUGUAAAGCUGCUCGAAAAAGGAAGGAGGUUCUUCCUCAGAUGAUGGACUUCUGCCACAAGAUACUGAUGGACCCAUCUGCUGACCCUCGCAAGAAGGACGGGGCACUGCACUGUAUUGGAGCUCUGGCUGAACUUUUACUGAAGAAGCGAAUAUACAGGGAGCAGAUGGAACUGAUGUUGCAAAACUAUGUCUUCCCUCUGCUAAACUCUCCAAUGGGUUACCUGCGAGCCAGGUCGUGCUGGGUGCUCCACUGCUUCAGCCCACUGCGUUUCCAUGAUGAGCUGGUGCUCAGGAAUGCCAUCGAAUUGGUGAAACAGGAUCUAAUUGACGACAAAGAGAUGCCUGUCAAGGUGGAAGCUGCAAUGGCUCUACAGACGCUGGUCAGCAACCAAGAACAAGCCAAGCUUUACAUCAGGCCGUACAUUCGGCCGGUCAUGCAGGAGCUGCUGACUGUGGUGAAAGAGACGGAGAAUGAUGACCUGACUAACGUUAUUCAGAAGAUGAUCUGCGAGUACAACCAGGAGGUGGCCGCUAUCGCUGUGGACAUGACGCAGAACUUGGCGGAGAUUUUCACUAGGGUCCUUCAGAGUGAGGAGUACGAGGAGAACGAGGACAAGACUGUCAUGGCCCUGGGCAUCCUGAGCACCAUCGACACCAUCCUCACAGUCAUGGAGGACCACAAGGAGAUCACUCAGCAGUUGGAGGGGAUCUGUUUGCAGGUGAUCGGUCUGGUCUUGCAGAAACCCAUCAUAGGUAUGGCAGAGUUCUAUGAGGAGAUCUUGUCGCUGGCGUUCGGCCUCACCUGUCAGACCAUUUCCCCCCAAAUGUGGCAGCUUCUUGGCGUCUUGUACGAGGUGUUCCAGCAUGAUUGCUUUGACUACUUCACAGAUAUGAUGCCGCUCCUGCACAAUUAUGUUACCGUGGAUACAGACAUGCUUCUUUCCAACCCUAAGCACUUAGAGGUCAUCUACAGCAUGUGCAAAAAGGUUCUGGCCAUAGAUGCAGGUGAGGAUGCAGAGUGUCAAGCUGCCAAACUGUUGGAGGUCAUCAUCCUGCAGUGCAGAGGCAGAGGCAUUGACCAGUGCAUCCCUCUGUUUGUGGAGGCAGUUCUGGAGCGUUUGAUGCGGGGGGUGAAGUCCAGCGAGCUGAGGACCAUGUGCCUGCAGGUGGCCAUCGCUGCUUUGUACUACAACCCGGCCCUGCUCAUCCACACACUGGAUAACAUGCACUUCCAACACAACCCUCAGCCCAUCACUGCCCACUUCAUCAACCAGUGGAUAAAUGACACAGAGUUCUUCCUGGGGCUCCAUGACCGUAAGAUGUGUAUCAUUGGCCUGAGCGUGCUGAUGGAGCUGCCAAGUCGGCCGGCAGUGCUGGAGGGAGUCUCCGCCCAGAUUGUCCCCUCCAUCCUGCUGCUGUUCUUGGCCCUCAAACACCUCAACGCCUCUCGCCUUGUCAACAAGCCAGACCUGCUGGCCCAUGCAGGGGCACAGGAAGAAGACCAGAACGAGGAGAUUCCCAGUGAUGAAGAUGAAGUGACCGAGAACCGUAACGCCAUGCAGCAGCAGUCCAGCAUGCCGACGGGCCAGGCCAGCGAGGAUGAUGAUGAAGAUGAGUACUGGGACGAGGACGGCUUUGAGGGAACACCCCUGGAGGAGUACAGCACGCCAUUGGACUACGACAACGGAGAGGACGAGUAUCUUUUCUUCACCUCCGCCCUGCUCCGGGUCCAGAACACCGAUGCAGCCUGGUACCAGUGUUUGAUAGCUUCACUCAGCGAUGACCAGAAGAAACAGCUGCAGGAGAUCUACAGCAUCUCACAGCAGAGGAGGAGCACUGCCGCCAAGGGCCAGUGAGCACCGAGGAGAAAGUCUGCAGAAUCAGAGAACGGGACGAAAAAGAGGGGAGUUGGUCUGACCUGACAUGAAGUGGAUUUCUGUCUGAUCUGAAUUAUCUCAGUCAAGAGCAGACCAUAUCAGACUCAAUGGAUCCCAUCAUAACCAGGAUGGAUGAAAUACUAGAGGCUGGGCCAGCAUUCUAUUUUUAAACCUGAUGCCCUGUAAAGAGCCCUCACUGGAAUAUUCCUAUCACCAGGACAGGACUGCUGACCUGUGUGUGUGUGUGUGUGUGUGUGUGUGUGUGUGUGUGUGUGUGUGUGUGUGUGUGUGUGUGUGUGUGUGUGUGUGUG